This is a messenger RNA of Dryobates pubescens (Downy woodpecker), 2431 nucleotides long. It is a transcript of the gene FRS2, whose product is annotated as fibroblast growth factor receptor substrate 2. Lineage: Eukaryota; Metazoa; Chordata; Aves; Piciformes; Picidae. The record is from RefSeq and is a predicted model, not a curated record. Gene Ontology annotation, biological process: cell surface receptor protein tyrosine kinase signaling pathway. The coding region runs from base 446 to 1972 and encodes 508 amino acids. Gene Ontology annotation, cellular component: cell-cell junction; cytoplasm. The transcript has 8 exons.
AGCGCGGCCCUGUUGCUGCCGCUAUCGGGAGGCGCAGCCGUUACCAGCGGCGCGACGCGGGGCUGCCGUCUCGCCCGUCACAGGCGGCCCGCCCGGCUCGGCGCGGCGGCCGGCGCGGGGCUCAUGGCGAAGGUCUGAGAGCAAGACAUACAGAGGAUCUAGCAGUGUGGCAGCUGAUGGUUUAAAAGGUCACUUUUCCAUUUGAAAAGAGUAAGUGCAAGAGAUCAGUUUACAGCCAAGGCACCUUUGCUUCUCCCUACCUCUUCUGAGGCCAGCUAUGAUUUGGGGAUUUUCCCUCCCUGAUUUCUAAAAGUUCUAGGUCAAAUGAUCAGUUCUGUGGCAAGACAGUAUGACACUUUGAGUAUGACAGAAGCCCUGAUGCUGCAGCAGAGGCUGGGAAUAUUAAUGGCCAAAUCUAGAGAUCACAUGGUGUUCUGAAGAAGUCAUGGGUAGCUGUUGUAGCUGUCCAGAUAAAGAAACUGUCCCAGAUAACCAUCGAAACAAGUUUAAGGUUAUUAAUGUGGAUGAUGAUGGCAAUGAGCUGGGUUCUGGCAUAAUGGAGCUUACAGACACAGAACUGAUUUUGUACACCCGUAAGAGGGACUCUGUCAAAUGGCACUACCUCUGUCUCCGGCGCUACGGCUAUGACUCCAAUCUCUUCUCCUUUGAAAGUGGCCGAAGGUGUCAAACUGGACAAGGAAUCUUUGCCUUUAAGUGUGCCCGUGCAGAAGAGCUGUUUAAUAUGUUGCAAGAGAUAAUGCAGAACAAUAGUAUCAAUGUGGUAGAAGAACCAGUAGUAGAAAGGAAUAAUCAUCAGACUGAGCUGGAAGCUCCAAGAACUCCUAGAACACCUACCACUCCUGGGUUCAAUGCACAAAGUUUACCUAAUGGCUAUCCAAGAUACCCAUCUUUUGGAGAUGCUUCAUCCCAUCCAUCCAGCAGGCAUCCUUCUGUCGGAAGCGCACGCCUCCCCUCCGUCGGUGAAGAAUCAACUCAUCCCUUACUUGUAGCAGAGGAGCAAGUGCACACUUAUGUCAACACUACUGGGGUACAAGAGGAAAGGAAAAACCGAUCAAGUGUGCACGUGCCACUGGAAUCCAAGCUUUCAAACCCUGAAACAGCUAAAGUGAAAGAGGAGCAGAUGUGUACUGAUGACAGAGAUGCUCAGGUUCUCCUGGAGCCUGAAGGAGUCAAGUUUGUUUUAGGACCAACACCUGUUCAAAGGCAGUUAAUGGAAAGAGAGAAACUGGAGCAACUUGGGAGAGACCAAGUUAGCGGCAGCAGCACAAACAACACUGAGUGGGACACUGGGUACGACAGUGAUGAACGGAGAGAAACGCCAUCUGGUAAUAAAUUGGUGUAUGAAAAUCUCAAUAGGUUAUCAAUCCCUAGUGCCUCAGGGGUCAGGAGAGGUCGUUUGACAUCAACCAGUACCUCAGACACCCAGAACAUUAACAACUCUGCUCAGAGAAGAACUGCGCUGUUGAACUAUGAGAACCUGCCAUCCUUGCCUCCUGUUUGGGAAGCCCGCAAGCUGAGCAGAGAUGAAGACGACAGUUUAGGACCAAAGACCCCGUCUCUGAAUGGUUACCACAAUAAUCUAGAUCCAAUGCAUAACUAUGUCAACACAGAGAAUGUAACAGUACCAGCAAGUGCUCAUAAAGUAGAGUUCCCACGGCGUCGGGACUGCACCCCGACCGUCUUUAACUUUGACAUUAGGCGUCCGAGCUUGGAACACAGGCAGCUCAACUACAUACAGGUUGACUUGGAAGGUGGCAGUGACUCUGACAACCCUCAGACUCCAAAAACCCCCACCACCCCACUGCCCCAGACCCCAACCAGGCGCACAGAGCUGUAUGCUGUGAUAGACAUUGAAAGAACUGCUGCUAUGUCGAGCUUGCAAAAAGCACUGCCCCGAGACGAUGGUACUUCUAGGAAAACGAGACAUAACAGCACUGACCUGCCUAUGUGAGCCCAGGAAGCAGUAAAUCAUUUGCACCUUUUGUGAAGUUUCUAGAAUUGAAGAUGCAAGUACUUUGCAUUUCUUAACACUACGCCUUUUAUAGACUAAUGGAACUGUUCUUUUGGGUUGUUUGUUGCUUUGUUGUUUUGGUUUUUCUUUCUUCUCCUGCAUACUUCAUGUACUUGUCUAACUAAAGGGAAUUAAUGUAGAGCAAGCAUUCAUUUAGGCAACACUAUUUCAUUCUACAGUAGUAGUACUUAACUGCAUAGCAGCGUCGCCACCUUUCACAGUGCCUCUUUCAACUGAUUAGAGUUUGAGUGACAUGCCAGUUUGGGAUUUAUAAAUGUUCUGGUCUGGUGCCUAUACUCAUUAAUGGCAUUUAUAACACUUGUUUGUUUGGUGUUUUCUUUUUAAAGCCUCUUGGUAUGUGCAUUAUUAGCAGGUAAAGCUAAUCUUCCAAGGUUACAU